AUGGAAGAAGACCCUCUACCUGGAUUCGUGCCGAAGCAGGCAAAACAACUGCCUAUAGACUGUAUUUGUGAAGUUGCACGUUAUUUACCAUACAAGGAACGUGCACGGAUGGAGCGAGUGUGCAAACGGUGGAGAAUUGGAAGCAGAAGCUCCCAUACUUACACCAGAACUAUAACUCCGACUAGCUGGGAAUGGAAGGACGGAUGGCACCAAAUAUUCAAUUCAGAUGGCCUAGUAUGGAUUAUUAAGAGGGGCGGAGAAUACCUAACAUCCUUAGACCUAGAGGGGGUCACGGAAAUAAAAUCCACCGCGAUCACUAUGGCAGCGAAGGAGUGUCGAAGAUUGGAGGUUCUAAAGUUAACAACCGUUAACAUUAGGGGAGGAGCAUUAAGAUCUGUGAGUGAUCAUUUGUUCGGCCUCAGAGAGCUGGAAAUCGGACAAUGUGUGGGACCUAUUGACUGGGAAAUAGAGAAAAUAAUCCUCAAAAAUUUAAACCUGCGAAAACUGAUUCUUCAAAACAAUGAGAUAACCGGAAAGGGACUGGGACACAAAACAUCGAUUAAGGAGCUCCACAUAAAGGACUGCGAUAUGGCCAGGGCAGAAGGAAUCGGAAAAUACAUCCAAUUACAAGAACACUUGGAAACACUGGUGAUUGUAAACUGCCUACAGCUAAGGCGUGCAGAACUACUAACGGCGCUGGUUGAAAACAGCCAUACUCAAGAUACAUUAAGGUCUCUUAAGAUCCACGGCGAUGGACCCAGCGAUGCGCCUCGGGAAGACCCAGAGCUAGCGGAAGGAGAAGAAAGAGGGGACUUCGUCGAGUUAGACCUUUUAGUAGCGGAACCACACUUGGCAUCAGCACUCCGGUCACUAAGUGAACUAUCAGUGACAGCAUGUGGAUGGGUGGAUGCUGACCUCAUCAGAGACAUUAGGGAAACAUUGACCAUUCUGAGUUCCCUAGAUAUCAGCAUGUGCACGAAUAUACGUGGACAAUUUUCGUUAAAACCCCUCGCACAACUAGAACAUCUGAGGAUCCUAAGGAUGAAUAACAUGCAUCCGACCGUGGGAGGAAGCUGUCUACGAGAACUGGAACUACUCGAGAACUUACAGACCAGAGAGAACCUAGGGAUCCACGAUGAGGAUAUUUGCGGGAUGCUAAGGACUAACCACGUUGUCCAACACCUCGACAUUGAAGGUUGUUGGAACAUAACCCAACAGACCAUCGCCGUAGCACGAGAGGUUGUAAGAAUGGGACACCGACAGCAGCCACUCCACCUUUAUGCCGGGGGUACGCAAGCAACACCGUCUCGGCGGGACAGAAGAAACGCCUACCUACGUUUAAGCUUUGUACGACAUGCGACGCCGCUGUUUCAGCGCGUGAGGUAA
Neodiprion fabricii is the source of this 1386-nucleotide messenger RNA. RefSeq lists its product as uncharacterized. The transcript has a single exon. Gene Ontology annotation, cellular component: SCF ubiquitin ligase complex. Gene Ontology annotation, biological process: SCF-dependent proteasomal ubiquitin-dependent protein catabolic process. NCBI's taxonomy places the organism in Eukaryota, Metazoa, Arthropoda, Insecta, Hymenoptera, Diprionidae. Bases 1 to 1386 code for a protein of 461 amino acids. The record is from RefSeq and is a predicted model, not a curated record. Gene Ontology annotation, molecular function: protein binding.